Molecule: messenger RNA, 3767 nt
Organism: Homalodisca vitripennis (glassy-winged sharpshooter)
Lineage: Eukaryota; Metazoa; Arthropoda; Insecta; Hemiptera; Cicadellidae
Gene: Septin4
Product: septin-4
Exons: 9
Coding region: 190-1182 (330 amino acids)
Biological process (GO): regulation of exocytosis; cytoskeleton-dependent cytokinesis
Cellular component (GO): septin ring; septin complex; microtubule cytoskeleton
Molecular function (GO): GTPase activity; molecular adaptor activity; GTP binding
Source: RefSeq, a predicted model, not a curated record
GGGACGGUCGAUAGGCAGUCGCGCGCGAACUUCCAGCAGUGUCAGUGCCAGUGGACUGGGCAUGUUCUGUGAUUCGUAGGCCGUUAAAGGUUACUGAAAUGUCAGGGAGACAGGGACUACAUCGGGUUUGCUACACUUCCGGAGCAGGUCCACCGGAAGUCCGUCAAGCGCGGAUUCGACUUCACGUUGAUGGUGGUGGGUGAGGCGGGCCUGGGGAAGUCAACACUGGUCAACAGCCUCUUCCUCAGCGAUCUCUACAAGGACCGCACCAUCUCUACUGCCAGUGACAGGAUAAACAAGACGACAUCGAUAGAGAAGAAGAGUAUGGAUAUUGAGGAGAGAGGAGUGAAGCUGAGGCUAACCGUGGUGGAUACUCCAGGGUUUGGCGAUGCAGUGAAUUGUGAGGACAGUUGGAGAGCUUGCUGCAACUAUAUAGACGACCAGUUCCGUCAGUACUUCAACGACGAGAGUGGCCUCAACCGCAAAAACAUCCAAGACAACCGUGUUCAUUGCUGCCUUUACUUCAUCCCUCCAUAUGGCCAUGGGCUACGACAAAUAGACCUAGAAUUGAUGCGCCGACUACACUCCAAGGUCAACAUAGUUCCGGUGAUAGCCAAAGCUGACACCUUGACGGCGGCAGAGGUCAAGAGACUGAAGCAACGGAUACUGCAGGACAUAGAGGAGAACCAGAUACAGAUAUACCAGUUUCCAGAGUGUGAUAGUGAUGAGGAUGAGGAGUUCAAGCAACAGGACAGAGAGCUGAAGGCCUGUGUGCCAUUCGCGGUGGUGGGCAGUAACACUGUGAUAGAGGUUGGAGGCUGCAAGGUGAGAGGUCGGCAGUACCCCUGGGGCGUUGUUGAAGUUGAAAACCCAAAGCACAGUGACUUCAGUAAGCUAAGGAACAUGUUGAUUACAACACAUAUGCAGGACCUGAAGGACAUCACUGAGGACGUCCACUACGAGAACUUCCGGGCGCAGUGUAUCUCCCAGAUCUCUCAGGCCAGCAGGGAGAGAGGGAAAUUAAAAAGAGACUCGGGCCCAGCUUUGGAAGGAGUAAUCACAGAAACUGAUCGUCUUCUCCUUCAAAAAGAUGAGGAGAUCCGACGAAUGCAGGACAUGCUCACCCAGAUGCAGGAGAAGCUGAAAGCAACAGCGUCGAGAGACAGCAUCGUCAACGUCUAACUGUCUCACAGUUGUUUGUUACUCAAAUCACCACAAUGUUCACAAGCUGCACCGCAGCGUAGUCUAACGACCCUCACUGCUGUUUCACCGACCUCAUAUUCUUAUAAUUUUGCUGCUUCUUCCUGAAUAUUCAGUAGGGAAACGCCAACAGCCUACACUAGUCGUACAGGGAACAAUUUUAAGGGAGGAGCCCUUUGUGGAUUUUAAUAUUUAGGCAUAUUGACUGAUUGAUAUAAUCGGUACUGAUUAUUCUUAUCAGUCAUACUCCGUAUUUGGUAUUUAUGUUUAGGAAGACAAAAAAGUAUUAGGAAGUCAUAUUGACCUUAACUCAUGUUAGCAAAAGAUUUAAAUAUAUAUAGUUCCAAAUAUCGUUAAAUAACUUUAAAGAACCCUGAUUGAGUUUAAAUCAAAUCAAAUAAGUAGCCUCCCUCAUUAAUUGAAAUCAUUAACAAAUUGAAAAUUUACAAUGCUGUAUAAAAAUCACUUAAUAUUUUUUUUUUUUUUUUUACAACAUACAGACAGACAAAAUAGUAAACACUCAACAGCCAUAUUGAAAUUGUACAAUAUUGUCAUCAUUAGCAAAAAGAUCCAGAGAUUUUUGGGAUAUCAUGAAAAUAUAUCCUUAACAAUAUUUUUAUGAUAAAUUAAUUAAAAUCCUAUUUGCUCUCUAUGACAAAAUUGUGGUCUCUUAUAUUGUACUUUUAUGUGGCAAAGACGGUUCACCGGUGUUUUAAAUAUCAUUGUUUAAAACUAAACCAUAACUUUCAUUGUUCAUUGUUUCUCUUUAUGAUUCCAUUGCAUUUUUACCAAAAAUUCAAAUUUUAACUUUUGAAUUAUAACUUUCAAGGGAGCAUUUAAGCUACUAUAUUGGCUAUAAGUAGAAAACAGAUAAUUUUCCCCAUUCUGAGCUUAUACGAGUAUAUUCAAGUAUUUUAUCUCAGGGAGUUUUUUACAGAAACAGUAGUGAAACCGCCUACAUCAAGCAAAGACUGGUGAUUUAGUCAAACUUUUUACACCAAUACAGUUCGUAUAGGAUUUUUGUUAUUUUAACAAUUAUUGUAAAGUUGUAAUUUUGCACAAACUGCAAAGGGAUACGGUAGCGUUUUUAACAUUGAAUCGUAUAUGUAAUGUUGUUGUCACAACCCUAAACCCCUAUCUAAGUGUGAUUACUUCCAUUUGGUUGUGUAAAAACCAGUGGCGUAACUAGGACUUGGCUUUGGGGGGAUGAAUCUGUGAAUUGAAGAGCAGAACAUACCGGGGGCGGAGGUAUGAAAUAAAUCUAAAUUUGAAUAAAUUAUAGGUAGGCUUGAUUUGAAAUAAAACAAUUGACUGCUGUAUUUCAAAAAAGUUAAAUUAUUGUUAUAUGUAUACUACAAAUUUUAUAGGGCUCAUGAGGGGGAUACCAACCCCUUGAUCCACCUCCUUAGAUACGUCACUGAAAAAAUAAUAGUUAUCGUUAUAACACUUAAAAAAGUUCUAUUAGUUAUUAUUAAGGGGAAUCUUUCAAUUUAAUUUAAUUAUAAAUUGUUCACGUUCAUAAUUAAAGCAAUAAUUAUUUACUGACAUUAUUCCUACUGUGUUUGUAUUUUUAAGUGUAGAUAUUACAAUUAAUAUUGUUCGUUUGAUUUGUUUAACUAGGCUAAACAACACGAUACCAUGUAGUGUAAUGAAAUACCAUUAAUUAAUACUGAUUUAACUUUUUUUAUUCAAGGCGACAUUAUUCAACACUUUUUUAAAUUUAAAUCUCAAGAAAAUAGGUCAAUAAACGGUUUCAAUAAUAUGAUUUGUAAAUGAACAUUGUAAUUGAAGUAUUACGGUAUAUUACAUUAACUAAUGAUUUAAUAUUAAUAAAAAUAUUAUUAGUGUAAACUGGACAAAAAUAGUGUGAUGGCGACUGAAGGGGUGUUGCCAUUUUGUUACUGACAAUCAGCUGUUUCCGCCAUGACAGUUAUGGUUACAUCUGUUUGAUUUACAUUUAGUCUGCAAAACAGAUGAAUGAAUUCAAAGUAUGGUACGUAUAUUUUUUACGGUAACAGUUUAUGAUGCAUUUUUAAUACAACAGACAAGACAAAUCAUUAAAAUUCUUUAAAUGUAAAUCUAGCAUAAUUGUUGGGCACAAGUAGAGGGGAUUUUAAACAGAGCCAACAUCGGACUAUUUUUGUGCAGGCUACUCUAGUAAUACUAUUUAAUUAAUUAGUACAAAAUACAACCUAGUUGUGUUACGUUGGGAUGUUAGACAUUAGUGGCACCAGCCAAUAAUAAAAUGUUAACUAUUGUAGAAUUUACCUUAACCUUUUUUGUGAUUUUUUCACCAUACUACUAAAACAAUACAAUAAUGACCUGUUCAAAACAUGCCAUUUUCAUGAGUUUAUAUCUUCAAACGCCAAAGUUAUAGUGUUCCAGGACAAUUAAACACUUAAUUUGGAUAGUGUUCUUGAUGUUCUUUACUGUUUAAUGUUAUAAUAUAUAAAAACAUUGAAGUCCACAAAUUAUCAGUAUUAUAAAUAUGUAGGUUAGAUCAAUUCUAUUGUAGCAUUUAUUAGUACAAGUUAUGUUGUAAAUUAAAAUAUUAAAAUUGUAAAAAA